Molecule: messenger RNA, 3449 nt
Organism: Habropoda laboriosa
Lineage: Eukaryota; Metazoa; Arthropoda; Insecta; Hymenoptera; Apidae
Product: proton-coupled amino acid transporter-like protein CG1139
Exons: 9
Coding region: 201-1604 (467 amino acids)
Biological process (GO): amino acid transmembrane transport
Cellular component (GO): vacuolar membrane
Molecular function (GO): amino acid transmembrane transporter activity
Source: RefSeq, a predicted model, not a curated record
CGGCCACAUUAGCGUUAGGAGGUUCCCUUGGCCAACAGAGAUCGCGUUCCGUCUGACGGGCACGAGCGGAUUUUCGGUUUCCCUCGCUGCGGAUGUGUUUAAUCUGGGGGGUUCCUUUGUCGACAAAUCGAAUUCAUCAGUUACCUUUCUUGUUGAGAAACUACAGAAGUGGCAGGAAAGAUUGAUCGACGGAAGACGAAAUGGAGAACGCAAAGGAGGAGACGAUAAAUAUGCAGCUGAUCGGCUCGGAGAGUCCGUACAAAGUUAAUAAUGAAAUCGCCGGAAGUGGUCUAAAUGCAUCGGAAGUCCCAAUAUCGCCGACUACAAACGUAGAAGACUACGACCCCCAUAAACAUCGAAAUAGGCCGAAUCCAACUUCAAACGCGGAGACUUUGAUACAUUUGCUGAAAGGAAGUCUUGGCACAGGGAUUCUCGCGAUGCCAAACGCCUUCUGCAACAGUGGGCUAAUUACCGGUGUUAUCGCCACAGUAAUCAUAGGGAUGUUGUGCACUUACUGCUUGCACGUACUAGUGAGAGCUCAGUAUAGACUGUGUAAACGGUUAAGAGUUCCUAUACUGAGUUAUCCGCAGAGCAUGAAAUACGCUCUCCAGGAAGGGCCCGGUUGUGUCCGAUGGUUCGCGCCCUACGCACCAGGACUCGUAGACGGGUUCAUGAUUGUGUAUCAAUUGGGAAUAUGCUGCGUUUAUAUCGUAUUUGUAGCGUCGAAUAUCAAGCAGGUGGCCGAUCAGUAUUGGGAACCGUUGGACGUUAAAACGCACAUGCUGAUUUUAUUGCUACCGUUGAUUUUGAUCAAUUACGUUAGAAAUCUGAAGUUGCUGGCGCCGUUUUCUACCUUGGCGAACGCGAUCACGUUCGUUGGACUGGCGAUGAUUUUAGUUUAUAUGUUUGACGAUCUACCGUCGCCUAGCGAGAGAGAAAUGUUCGGUACACUGAGAAAUUUCUCGCUCUAUUUCGGUACGACGCUGUUCGCGCUGGAAGCUGUCGGGGUGAUUAUAGCGCUGGAGAACAAUAUGAAGACUCCACAGUAUUUCGGAGGGUAUUGCGGUGUUCUGAACAUAGGAAUGACUGUGAUCGUCGCUCUGUACAUUCUCAUGGGAUUCUUCGGUUACAUAAAGUAUGGUUCCUUAGCGGGUGGUAGCGUUACUUUCAAUUUACCUUCGGAAGAAGUCAUGGCACAAAGUAUCAAGAUAAUGUUCGCCAUCGCCAUUUUUAUCACACACGCCCUUCAAGGAUACGUUCCAGUCGACAUUAUUUGGAACACUUAUCUAGACCAGAAGAUCCAUAAGAGGAAAAUCUUCUGGGAGUACGUCUGUCGGACGAUUAUCACUUUGGCCACGUUCACGUUGGCGAUCACCGUGCCCAGACUAGGUCUCUUCAUCUCCCUGUUCGGCGCUCUCUGUUUAUCCGCCCUUGGAAUUGCAUUCCCGGCGAUUAUCGAAAUCUGUGUAUUAUGGCCAGAUAAAGACUUCGGUCCGUGUAUGUUCAUGCUCGUGAAGAAUGUUCUUUUGAUCGUGUUCGGUCUGCUUGGCCUUGUCAUCGGUACAUACGUCAGCAUUGUUGACAUAAUAAACUCCUUCAAGUGAGACUCGCGGGCGAUUUUGGGCAGGAACGAUCGAAGGAAGGCAGAGAAGCAGAGAGAGAGAGAGAGUGAGAGAGAGAGAGAGAGAGAGUGAGAGACGACGAGGAGAAGGACGGGACACGCUUGUUCGCGUAAAUAGAAGACGCGCCGCGGCUUCGUCACGGUUUCAUAGCUUAUCGAGCGGCGCCAUUUUCUUAGAUAGACUGGCCGUGUUUGAAGCGGCCAAACGAGGUCCUUCGUUUCUUUUUAGGGGAAAUCCUGAGCAGCCAGAUGGUGAUGCUUAUUUCUUGUCCCGCGUGAUUCGCCGCCAUCGUUGUAGCGCACUUAGGCCGAGUUUAGAUGUUCCGUUAAAAUGUGCAAGGGUCGUGCGGUGCUGGGCAAAAGUGGUAUUACAGCGAAUCGAUUCGAUGGAGGUUGAAUCGUUCCGAGGUUUCUUUUCUCAUAGGAGAAUCAUUGGGCAGCUUUGUUGUUGUUAGAGUGGUCGUUGAUAUUUUAUAGUUGAUGCUAUGAGAGGUUUUUUCGGGUGAAAUUGUGUCCUUUUAAUGUGGUGCUUUCGUUGACUUCGGGGGGAGAAGGAAUGUUGUGAAAGGAUUGGUUGAUAUGUUGAUGGAAUGUUUAAUUCUGUGAGCCUCAAUGGAGCUGUGGAAUGUACCAAAAGGAUUGGUAUAAUGUUGAAGAAAUGUACCGAAAGAGUUGACUAUAAUGUUGAUAAAUGUUGAAUUUUAUAAGCCUCAAAGAAGGAAUGAUAGAACACCAAACGAAUUGGUUAAAACCUUGCUGAAAUAUAGAUACCUGUUAACUUCAUUCGAAGUGUAAGAAUAUAUUCAAAAAUUGGCUACAAUGUUGAAGAAAUGUUGAAUUUAGUAAGCCUCAGAGAAGGAAUGAUAGAACACCAAACGAAUUGGUUAAAACGUUGCUGAAAUAUAGGUACUUGUUAACUUCACUCGAAGUGUAAGAAUGUAUUCAAAAAUCGACUACAAUGUUGAAGAAAUGUUGAUGUUUAUGAGCCUCAGAGAAGGAAUGAUAAAGCACCAAACGAACUGUUAAAAUAUAGAUUCGUGUUAACUUCAACAGAAGUAUAAAAAUAUACCAGAAGAAUGUUAGCCUCGAAGAAGGCAUCAGAAUAUACGAAAAAAAAAAACAAUUUUCCAAAAGGACACAUCUUGCAUCCAAAUCCUCCCGAAACCCAAAAAAGGAAUUCUUCCAAGAAGACGAACAGCAUCGCGAACGCAUGAAACCAGUUAAAGUGUCUCCUUUUUGAAUUAGAGUCGCGUUAGGUCAAACCAAUAUCGUCCAUUAUGUAAUACACGCGUUUCUUCGCAAGAGGAGUGUCCUCGAACACGGUGCCUACGUAAACAAUUAAUGUUUAGCUCACUUUAGUCGCACUGCCUGAGAGCGCAACGCGAGUCGCUCCUUUUAUCCGAGAAAGUAUCUUAAAUAUAACAUAGUCUACUCGUAACGAAGCCAAGUAGAGACGAUUAAUAAACGCACAGUAAUCGUAGAUUGUUGUUAUCGUAGUUGAAUAAGUCGUGCUGUUCCCGUGAAUCUCUAAUUCGUAAAGGGACAAACCGAAGGAAAAUUUCUCGGAAAACCAUUCGACCUCCAUCGGUGAAUUUUUCAAGCUAGCAUAAUUCUCCGAGUAAUUACCAUUCCACGUAGUAAUCUUAAGCAAAGAAGGCGACUAUAGAACUGUAUUACAUAGUUGAAUCGAAUUGUACGUUAGGUUGAUUUGAAGGAAUUUAAUUUUGUGAAGAAAAAAGAAAACGCCCAGCACUGAACUUAGAGUACUCUUCGAGAAAGAAAACGACAAAAAAUCACAAAAAGAAAGGGUAAAAAAUGAAAAAAAAAA